CAGUUGUUUACCGGUGUCCGUACGAUUUUUAUAUUCGAUCAAAAUUAGUUUCAUCUGGCACGUUUGGUGAACAGUGAUUUAAAAAGGUAUCAUCUAUUCGCAAGAUGACGCCAUGGUUGAUGGCAAUUUUCUGUCUGGCAACCGCGGGCUGCUCAAACGUUACGGAUCAGCAAACAUCAGAGACACAUCACGAUCAACAAGUAGCGAUCUUGAAACAGAUCAGGAAAGUAAAUGAAGACGGUUCCUACACGUAUGGCUACGAGGCGGGUGACGGAUCCUUCAAGGUCGAGAGUCGCGACGUGCUAGGCAACAUCAAGGGUACAUUCGGUUUCGUGGACGCGGACGGCGAAAUAAAGAGGGUGUCGUACUCCUCUUCUAAUGGGACGGGAUUUAAAGCAACCACCGUGUCGCCAUUGCAGGAACACGUGUCCGUCGUGCAGAGCAUACCUCGCCUUAAUCGAACCACCAUCGUCAAGAAACAAACCACCGUCCAAGAUUCGUCCAGUGAAUCACCGACGAGAUUAUCCGUAGUCCAAUCGAUACCACGAAAUAGAAACAGGAAGAAGACGACGACCACGACUACAACGACAACCACCACAUCAACCACUACCGAACAACCCGAAGGAACGACAGGAAAAGGUAGAAUACGUUUCGUGAUCAAUGGCCAGCAAAGACCAUUGGUGGCCGAUGAUGAAGUAGCAGAGGACGAAGACUCGCAAAUAAACAGACCGAGUACCGAAGACAAAACUGCCACCUACAGGAGGAUCAUCUUCGCCAAAAGACCAGUUGACCAAACUCUGAGACCAAUCUCUGAUGAUUUUGUAGAGAAGGAUGACACUAGCAAGGUGACAACUGGAAACGCUUUAAGGAGACAGCUUCACGAAGACACCACAAAAUCAAAUCCCAUAGUCGAAGGCAGUAGCGACGAUCAUUCAGACGUCUAUGGUGGCUCCUUAUCCACGACUCGUCCUCUGUUCACCACGACCACACCACCCAGGGUUCUCCAACGCGUCUCAGGUAACCGGGUGGAGAAACCUAAAGUAUACGUGAAUAGAGAGAAUCUAGGACCACCUAGGUUCGAAAACGUCAAGUACGACAACUCGAGAGUGUACGAGGCAGAGACAAAAGCACCUCAAGAGGAAAGGUCUCAAUCUCAACCUGUGUUAAUUCGAGGACCUUCGAUACUCCCUGAAAAUCGGGAGUACGUUAGACAAGGUGGCGAGUCAGUGUUCGUUAGACCUCAACCGGAACAGUUUCUUCGCGAGCUACCAGGAGGAAGGAUCUUGGUUCCCUCUCCACAGAAUAACAUCGAGGAGGACCCAGCUUACAGACCUGUUCCUCUUAACAGAAUCUUGCUGCGUCCUCUGCCGAGUCAGCAGCCCCUGUAUUCGACAACUACGGAUGCAAAUAUUCAUUACCUGACGGAGAAUCCUCUUCCGGAGCAAGAGGAGAAUGCUAGAGUCUCCAUGGCACAGGGUUACGUACGUCCAAGACCGUUUCUGCGACCGAUGAUCUAUCAGGAAGCUGAACCUAGACCCAGGCCUGUUCUGAGACCGGUCUCUCCUGCGGUUACUCAUGCCGUGGAUGACAGAGAGUAUCAAACGACUUCGGAGUAUCCUUACAGAGGCAGCACCAUUGCUCUGCCUCCGGAACCACCUAAUCCAAUUGCUCCUCCUCUGAGUCGUCGUGAUUUUCAAUUACUGUUGAGGAGGUUACUCGUGAGUCAAUACGGUGUCCAGGCCCUGUCCUAUCCGAAGAGCUACCUUGAAGAUGCUUUGUACGAUCAGCAACCGUAUCCUUCUUAUCAGCCUGCUUAUCAGACCACCGGGCCGAGACCAGAGAUCGGAUACGAUCAACAGGUGUCUCUUCAGUACGGCGAUCGUGUACCUUUAAGGCGACCCGUGUAUACCAGAGCACUGAAUCCUACGGUGUAUCAGCCGCAACAGUACGAUGACUAUAACGAUGGAAGAUACACGAAGAGAGUUUAUAGACAGAAAUUCUACGCGCCAGAGGUGACCGAUGAUGGUGAUGAGAUUUUGCCAGCUCCAAUUAGAGAGGCUCUUUUGUUGAGGAUGCUGCAACUGGCUAUCAAUGCUGAACGACCACCCAUGGUUCCUACCACGAUGUUGACCACGACGCCAGCUUCGAGGUACAGGAAGACUGGACCCGUUAGGAGUGUGCAGAUUAUCGGCGACGACGAGGAGGAGGAGAAAGAGAUGAUGAAGAAGAAGAUGUAAGAGGUAGAUUUUUAGAGGAAUUCCUUUUUUCGAAAUUUUAUCCAUUCGCAGAGUUUAUUUUUCUAUGUGUUGAUGGAAAUGCUGGGAGGUGUUUAGUAAUGACGUAAUUAACAGCUUUAGGUGAAAUUCAACCUAAUUAUAAUUAUUCAGAUUGGAUCGUUUCAUUUUGUAAUCUGAAAUUUGAAUUUGCUACCUUAUGAAAUUAAUAUGAUAUUACUUAGAGUUUUCUAAGUUUAAUUUAAGGCUGUAAGAUUUAGCCCAAUAACUUCAGAAUAUACUAUUUAUUAGUUAUUAAUUCAUCAAAUUAUGAUAUUGACAAUAUACUCCUAACAGAUUAUUUCUGUAGUUGUCAAUUUUAGAGAUGAAAUCAUAUUUAAAAUAUUGCACUUUUCUUUAGAAAAUCAUCGUUUAAUUUCUUCUUUAAUUUAACCCUUUCGUGUGCUUCUAUAUUAAAUUGUUCAACUUGAUGCAUAAUGAAAUAACUUUAUUUGCAAUAUGAUAUAUUUUACACUUAAUUCUCAUUUUUUAAUUUUCAUGUUUUGAAGUGUACAAACUUUGUAUAUCAUCCAUAGUAGCGAAAGGGUUAAAAUUCUUCAAUAUUUAUUCUAAUUUGUUUACCUACUAGAUACAUAAGACCAACGAAAAUAUUUUUGUAUUACCUAACUAAAGUGACACUUCGAAGACGUUUCUUUGCAGUGGAACCAAUUUAGGCAAACAAAAGGGGAAGAAUCACAGUAUUAAUUAUAACGACUGUACCACAAUUACAUAGAGAUCAUCGUCUCGUUUUAAUGAGAAGCUUCGCGUAAAGGACCGUGAGAAUAAAGGAAAAAGUAACGUCGAUAGACAAUCGCAACGACACAGUUUUCACGGAACAGACUAGAAUCGGCAGCGAAACGAAUCGGCUUCUCAGAAAGGGAAAUGUCCCGUGCGUUCGUUCGACGAUUUUCCGCACGACAACUUUCAAGUAUCUCGCAACGUUUGUUUUUUUUUUUUUGCUUUCAAGUUGGAUCGUCGCUGACUCCGGAAUCGCUUCAACCGCGAAUGCAAUUAAACGAACGUAUAUAUGGUCACAUCGAGUCUUGCAUACGGUUGCACUAAUAACGUUUAUCCGGUUUCACACUGUGUCACUUUAGAUCAUAGCAUAGAGCAUCCAAAGAUGAGCCCGUAGAAUUAGCAAUAGAGCACUGAGCAAAAGGUAUCUUAAUUUAGAACGAACAUGACUGGGUAGGUUCAAUAUUAUUAUAUUGAAAAAAAAAAUAAUAUAGAAUUUCUAGAACAUCGAAUUUCUAAUCGAAUAUCUAUAGAAUUUCUAAAUAAGGCUAUAGAAUGGAUUUUUUGAUGAACCAUGCUUUUUUAAACGACAGCCAAGAUAUUUUCUUUAUGGAAAGUGCAUCGUAAUUUCCUCAUAAUAUGUUGCAGUUUUGUUCGCACAAUUCCUGAACAAACAUUAUGUUACUGCUUAUAAGUAAGAAAUGCUUUUAUGCUUUCUGAUUGUCUUAAUAAUUCUACUUCUCGUUUGAGAAUGAGAAUGUUCUACUUCUUUUCCACUGGUUUCAUUAUAAUAGCAUUUUAACAAUACCUCACUAUGUAUCUUGUGAAUUUCAAAAGUUCUAUAUUUCAUUGUCUUCUUAAAUUAUCUCAGUAUCGUUGUAUCAAAUUUUAGUCUGCUAAGUUUAUGAUUAAAACAAUAAAAUUUAGGUUUUUUAUUUUAAGUGGCAGGAAUUAUCGAAAUCUUCUAAAUGUAUAUUGACGUUUAUUAAAAUAAGGAAUGAUUGCAUACGCUGAUUUAUUUUCAAUUUUAUGGCACACGUCUAAUACUGAUGAUGACUAGACGAUGAAAAAGAUUCUUUCAAGCUUGUAAAUAAUCCUCUGCAGUAAUAUGUCAGAUAUAAAUGAAUAUACCUGAGAUUAUUAAUGAAAGUGAUUAAUGAAGCCUAUUAAUAAAUUAUUAAUUUUAUAUUCAUUAAGAAGUGCAUAAUAGAGAGCCAAUAAUCCUUGAUAAAGUGAACGAUUCUUAUCGAAAAAUUAAAAAACAUUCAAUCAUCGAUGAAUAAUUGUUAUCGAUGAUUACGUUGAACGUAUCGAGCCACCCGUCAACGUCGUCCUUUAGCCUUCGUUCCAUUGUAAAUAUAAUAUAUUGUUAUAUAAAGUAAAUGUAAUAUACAUAUCGAAAUAAAACGAGAUAGAUGAUAGAUAAA
This is a messenger RNA of Osmia bicornis bicornis, 4435 nucleotides long. RefSeq lists its product as uncharacterized. NCBI's taxonomy places the organism in Eukaryota, Metazoa, Arthropoda, Insecta, Hymenoptera, Megachilidae. Gene Ontology annotation, molecular function: structural constituent of chitin-based larval cuticle. The transcript is spliced from 3 exons. Bases 105 to 2237 code for a protein of 710 amino acids. Gene Ontology annotation, cellular component: chitin-based extracellular matrix. The record is from RefSeq and is a predicted model, not a curated record.